Jaculus jaculus (lesser Egyptian jerboa) is the source of this 7046-nucleotide messenger RNA. RefSeq names its product coagulation factor VIII (gene F8). Lineage: Eukaryota; Metazoa; Chordata; Mammalia; Rodentia; Dipodidae. Bases 24 to 6677 code for a protein of 2217 amino acids. The record is from RefSeq and is a predicted model, not a curated record. The transcript is spliced from 26 exons. Gene Ontology annotation, molecular function: oxidoreductase activity; copper ion binding.
GAACAUUUUCUACAAUAAGAGCCAUGAAAACAGCACUCUCCACCUGUUUCUUUCUGGGCCUUUUACAAUUCAGUUCUAGUGCUACAAGAAGAUACUACCUGGGUACCGUGGAACUGUUCUGGGACUAUAUGCACAGUGACCUGCUCAGUGAACUGCACAUGGACACAAGAUUUCUUCCUAGAAUGCCAACAUCAUUUCCAUUCAACACUUCCAUCAUGUACAAAAAGACUGUGUUUGUAGAGUUCACGGACCACCUUUUCAACAUUGCCAAGCCCAGGCCACCCUGGAUGGGGUUGCUGGGUCCUACCAUUUGGGCUGAGGUUCAUGACACCGUGGUCAUUACACUUAAGAACAUGGCUUCUCAUCCUGUUAGUCUUCAUGCUGUUGGCGUAUCCUACUGGAAAGCUUCUGAGGGAGUUGAAUAUGAUGAUCAGACAAGCCAAAAGGAGAAGGAAGAUGAUAAAGUUUUUCCUGGUGAAAGCCAUACCUAUGUUUGGCAGAUUCUAAAAGAGAAUGGUCCAAUGGUUGCUGACCUUCCAUGUCUCACCUAUUCAUAUCUAUCUCAUGUGGACCUGGUGAAAGAUCUGAAUUCAGGCCUUAUUGGACCUCUGCUGGUAUGUAGAGAAGGGAGUCUAUCCAGAGAAAGGACCCAGAUGUUGCACCAAUUUGUACUACUUUUUGCUGUAUUUGAUGAAGGGAAGAGUUGGCACUCAGAAAUAAAGGGCUCCUUCACACAGGCUGGGAAUUCUGCAUCCACUAGAGCCGGGCCUGAAAUGCACACAGUCAAUGGCUAUGUAAACAAGUCUCUGCCAGGUCUGAUUGGAUGUCACAGGAAAUCAGUCAACUGGCAUGUUAUUGGAAUGGGCACCACCCCUGAAGUGCACUCAAUAUUCCUUGAAGGUCACACAUUUCUUGUGAGGAAUCAUCGUCAGGCUUCUUUGGAGAUAUCACCAAUAACCUUCCUUACUGCUCAGACAUUCUUGAUGGAUCUUGGACAGUUUCUACUGUUUUGUCAUAUCUCUUCCCACCAACAUGAUGGAAUGGAAGCUUAUGUCAAAGUACAUAGCUGCCCAAAGGAACCCCAACAACGGAUGAAAAAUAAUGAGGAUGAAGAUUAUGAUGAUGAUGAUGUUGAUGACCUUGAUGAGGAAAUGGAUGUGUUCACGUUUGGUGAUGGUAACUCUCCUUUUAUUCAAAUCCGCUCGGUUGCCAAGAAGCAUCCUAAAAUAUGGAUACAUUAUAUUGCUGCUGAAGAGGAAGACUGGGACUAUGCUCCUUCAGUUCUCACCUCUAAUGACAGAAGUUAUAAAAGCCAGUAUUUGAACAAUGGUCCUCAUCAGAUUGGUAGAAAAUAUAAAAAAGUCAGAUUUAUUGCAUACACAGAUGAAACCUUUAAGACUCGUGAAACUAUUCAGUAUGAAUCAGGAAUCUUGGGACCUUUACUUUAUGGGGAAGUUGGAGACACACUGUUGAUUAUAUUUAAGAAUCAAGCCAGUAGACCAUAUAACAUUUUCCCCCAUGGAAUCACUGAUGUUAGUCCUCUGCACUCAGAGAGAUGGCCAAAAGGUAUAAAACAUUUGAAGGACAUGCCAAUUCUUCCAGGAGAGAUAUUCAAGUAUAAAUGGACAGUAACUGUAGAAGAUGGACCAACUAAAUCAGAUCCUCGAUGCCUGACUCGCUAUUAUUCUAGUUUCAUUAAUCCAGAGAGAGAUCUAGCUUCAGGACUCAUUGGUCCUCUCCUCAUCUGCUACAAAGAAUCUGUAGAUCAAAGAGGAAACCAGAUGAUGUCAGACAAGAGAAAUGUCAUCCUGUUUUCUGUAUUUGAUGAGAAUCAAAGCUGGUACCUCACAGAAAACAUGCAGCGCUUCCUCCCCAAUUCAGCCAGAGUACAGCCCCAGGAUCCUGAGUUCCAGGCCUCCAACAUCAUGCACAGCAUCAAUGGCUAUGUUUUUGAUAGCUUGCAGUUGUCAGUUUGUUUGCAUGAGGUGGCAUACUGGUACAUUCUAAGUGUUGGAGCACAGACAGACUUCUUAUCUGUCUUCUUCUCUGGAUAUACUUUCAAACACAAAAUGGUCUAUGAAGACACACUUACCCUAUUCCCAUUCUCAGGAGAAACUGUCUUCAUGUCAAUGGAAAAUCCAGGUUUAUGGGUCCUGGGGUGCCACAAUUCAGACUUUCGGAACAAAGGCAUGACAGCCUUACUCAAGGUUUCUAAUUGUGACAGGAGCACUGGUGAUUAUUAUGAGGAAAUAUAUGAAGAUAUUCCAACUCACUUGCUGAGUGACAACAAUGUCGUUCAACCCAGAAGCUUCUCCUGGAAUUCAAGGCACCCUAGUGCUAGACAAAAGAAAUUCGAAACAAAGCCAAUUCCUGAAAAUGAUAUAGAAAAGAUUCAGCCUCCACUUGGAGAGAGAACAGAAAUGCUUCAAGUACAAAGUGUUUCAUCUAGCAACUUGUUGAUGCUCUUGGGGCAGAAUCCUACUCCACAUGGUUCAUCCUUAUCAGAUUACCAAGAAGCCACAUAUGAGGCUAUUCCUGAUCAUUCACCUAGUGCAAUAGACAGUAGUGAAGGCCUACCUGAAGUGACACAACUCAGACCAGAGCUCGAUCACAUUGAGCAAACAGUAUUUACUCCUGAGCCAAGCCUUCAAUUAAGAUCAAAUGAGAAUCUGGGGACAAAUACAGCAGGAGAGUUGAAGAAACUUGAUCUGAAAGUGUCUAGUUUGCCAAAUAAUCUAAUGACUACACCAAUUCAAUCGUAUACUUUGACUGAAAGUCCUGAAAAGACAGGUUCCUCGGGAUCACCAAAUAUUCUAGUUUCCUUUAGUGGUCAAUUAAGUACCACUGCAUUUAGUAGAAAGUCAUUUCCUCUUACUGGGGCUCAUAUACUUCUGAACAUUAGUGAAAGAAAUAAUGAUUCCAAGUUAUUAGAAACAGUUUUAACGAAUGAUCAAGAAAGUUCACCAGGAAAUAAUAUAUCAUCAAUAGAGAGUUAUAGGCUACCCCAAGAGGAAAGAUCUCAUGGACUUUCUUUAUUACCUAAAGGUGAUGCUUUAUUAAAAGUUAAUUUGAUAAAAACAAACAAGCCAUCUAACCACUCAAUAACUAAUGGGAAAACUCACACUGACAACCUGAACUCAACUGAAACUAGUACAGUCUGGCAAGAUACUGUAUUUAAAAGCAAUACUCAAUUUCAAGAAAUAUCAUAUUUGAUUCAAAAUAAAACACUUACAGGCAAAAUUACUACAGACUCUAGGGUGAACCAUGUGCCAAAUAAAACUACCUUAUCAAAAGAUAAAAAAAUAAUUCACCAAAAAUAUGAGGGCCCUGUGCCACAAGAUGCAGAAAAUCAAUAUAUAUCAUUCUUUAAGAUGCUAUUCUUACCAGAAUCAGCAAACUUGACAAAAAGGACCAGUGAAAAAGAUUCCCUGAAUUCUGGGCAAGGGUCUAGUCUAAAGCAAAUAAUAUCUUUAGGAGAAGAAAAUUCUGUGAAAAAUCAGAAUUUCUUAUCAGAAAAUAAUAAAGAAGAACUAGAAAAUGGUGAAGUUAUAAAGGGCAGAAGACUCAAGGGAAUGAUUUUUCCAAAAAACAGUAGCAUAUUUUUUACUAUCCUAGCUAAUGUUCAAGAAAAUGAUAUGCAUAAUCAAGAAAAAAAUAUCCAAGAAGUGAUAGAAAAGAAGGAAAACUCUCAAUCAGCAAAUAACUCAACAAAUAUAGCAGAGCUUCACACAGCCCAUUUGUUAAAAAGAAGAGAGACAGAGGAAACAAAUUCAGAAGGCUUGCAAAAUCAAACCAAGAAAAUGCUAGAUAACUAUCAAAACACCACAAGAAUGUUUCCUAAUUCAAGCCAGAAUUUUACUAUUAAACAUGGUAAACAGGCUUUGGAACAAUUUAGACUCCCAUUAGAAGAAACAGGGCAUAAAAAGGAGUUAAUUAUGGAUGAUACUUCAACCCAAUGGUCCCAAACCAUGAAAUAUUUGACCCAGGGCAUCAUUACACAGGAAGAUCACAAAGAGAAGAAGGAAAAGGUCAUUACCCAGUCUCUUUUCUCAGACUCUCAUGUGAGGAAUAGCACCACUGAGAUUAAUAGUUCUGCAUCAUCCACUGUAAAAAUAUCAAUUAAACCUACAAAUAUAACAAAGAUUCCAUCCCAAGACAACUUUUUUCACUUUCUAACAUCAUCCUAUAAUUAUACCUUUAAGACAAAAAGUUCUGAAGUUCAAGAAAGUAGUCAUUUCUUAAAAGAAGGCAAAAGUAAUAACCUUUCUUUAGCCAUCCUACCCUGGGAGAUGAUCAGAUAUCAAGAAAAGGUUGGUUCUCUGGGGACAAGUGACACAGACUUAGUCAUAGACAAGAACCUUAAGGACACUUCUGUCUUGAAACCAGCCUUGCAGAUACCAAAAGAAGAGCUGAAAGCCAAAGAGAAGUCACCAAAAACUACAUCUGUUAAGACAAAAGAUACCAGUUUGUCUCUAAACUCUUUUGAAAACAAUCAAUCAAUAGCAUCAAAUGAGGGAGAAGAGUGGUCCCAAAGAGAAGGCACUUGGGGAAAGCAAAGAGGGACUCCAAGGUUGUACCCUAAAAACCCACUAGUCUUGAAACGCCAUCAAAGGGAAGUAACUCUUGCUGCUCUUCAGUCAGAGGAAGAAGCAGUUGACUAUGACGAUGCCAUUGAAGUUGAAACAAACAGGGAAGAUUUUGACAUUUAUGGUGAAAAUGAAAAUCAAAGCCCCCGUAGUUUUCAACAGAGAACACGGCACUAUUUCAUUGCAGCUGUGGAGCGGCUCUGGGACUAUGGAAUGAGUAGCAUACACCCUCAUAUUCUAAGAAACAGGUAUGAGGACCUGAAUGGCAAUGCCCCUCAGUUCAAGAAAGUGGUUUUCCAGGAAUUUACUGAUGGAUCCUUUACUCAGCCCUUAUAUCGUGGAGAACUAAAUGAACACUUGGGGCUCUUGGGACCAUAUAUAAGAGCAGAAGUUGAAGAUAACAUUAUGGUAACUUUCAGAAACCAAGCCUCUCGUCCUUACUCCUUCUACUCUAGCCUCAUUUCUUAUAAGGAAGAUCAGAUGCAAGGAGCAGAACCUAGAAAAAACUUUGUCAAGCCUAAUGAAACCAAAACUUACUUUUGGAAAGUGCAACAUCAUAUGGCACCCACUGAAGAUGAGUUUGACUGCAAGGCCUGGGCUUAUUUCUCUGAUGUGGAUCUUGAAAGAGAUGUACACUCGGGUUUGAUUGGCCCUCUUCUGAUCUGCCACACAAACACACUGAAUCCUGCUCAUGGGAGACAAGUGACAGUGCAGGAAUUUGCUCUGUUUUUUACCAUCUUUGAUGAGACCAAGAGCUGGUACUUCACCGAAAACAUAGAAAGGAACUGCAAGGCACCCUGCAAUAUCCAAGUGGAAGACCCCACUUUCAAAGAGAAUUAUCGCUUCCAUGCAAUCAAUGGUUAUGUGAUGGAUACACUACCUGGCUUAGUAAUGGCUCAAGAUCAAAGGAUUCGAUGGUAUCUUCUCAGCAUGGGCAGCAAUGAGAACAUCCAUUCUAUCCAUUUCACUGGACAUGUGUUCACUGUACGGAAAAAAGAGGAGUAUAAAAUGGCAGUGUAUAGCCUAUACCCAGGGGUUUUUGAGACAGUGGAAAUGCUGCCAUCCAAAGCUGGAAUUUGGAGGGUCGAGUGUCUUAUUGGCGAGCACUUGCAUGCUGGGAUGAGCACUCUUUUCCUGGUGUACAGCAAACAGUGUCAGUUUCCUCUGGGAAUGGCUUCUGGACAUAUUAGAGAUUUUCAGAUUACAGCUUCAGGACAAUAUGGACAGUGGGCCCCAGAGUUGGCCAGACUUCAUCAUUCUGGAUCAAUCAAUGCCUGGAGCACGAAGGAACCUUUUUCCUGGAUCAAGGUGGAUCUGUUGACCCCAAUGAUUAUUCAUGGCAUCAAGACCCAAGGUGCCCGUCAUAAAUUUUCCAGCCUCUACAUCUCUCAAUUUAUAAUUAUGUAUAGUCUUGAUGGAAAGAAGUGGAUGUCAUAUCGAGGGAAUUCCACUGGGACCUUAAUGGUAUUUUUUGGCAAUGUGGAUUCAUCUGGGAUAAAGCACAACAUUUUUAAUCCUCCAAUUAUUGCUCGGUACAUCCGUUUACACCCAACUCAUUACAGCAUCCGCAGUACUCUUCGCAUGGAGUUGAUAGGCUGUGAUUUAAACAGUUGUAGCAUGCCAUUAGGGAUGGAGAAUAAAUUAAUAUCAGAUGCACAGAUUACUGCCUCAUCAUACUUAACCAACAUGUUUGCCACCUGGUCUCCUUCACAAGCUCGACUUCACCUCCAGGGAAGGACUAAUGCCUGGCGACCUCAGACAAAUAAUCCACAAGAGUGGCUGCAAGUGGACUUCAAAAAGACAAUGAAAGUCACUGGGAUAAUAACCCAAGGAGCGAAAUCACUCCUAACUAGCAUGUUUGUGAAGGAAUUCCUAAUCUCCAGCAGCCAAGAUGGCCAUCACUGGAAUCACCUUUAUCAGAAUGGCAAAGUAAAGGUUUUUCAGGGGAAUCAAGAUUCCUUCACACCUAGGGUGAACUCUCUAGACCCUCCAUUACUGACUCGAUAUCUUCGAAUUCACCCCCAGAGCUGGGUACACCAGAUUGCCCUGAGGCUGGAAAUUCUGGGCUGUGAGACCCAGCAACUGUACUGAGGCAGCCUCUGUAAACCCAGUUCAUUACCCUUGUCUGCCUCCUCAGCUCCAGGAUAUUCCCUAACUCAAGACUAUAGUUCCUCUGAGGCUUCAGAUUAUAUAUUGCCCCAUGCUGUUAAAUUCAUCAUUAUCUUUUCUAUGUAUUUAAAGUAUACAUUUGUAGAAGACACUGCUCUGAAGCUUCCCAUAUUAUUAAUCCUACAUUUUCUGAAAAUUUAAGCAUAUAGCAGAGCCAGCACUUCCUCCACUGUGGGAAAACAGUAUGUUAAAAGUUGGCAGAGGUCCAGAGGGCUUAGUGGUUAAUGCCUUUGUCUGCAAAGCCAAAGGACCCAGGUUUGAUUCCCCAGGACCCACGUUAGCCAGAUGCAC